Molecule: messenger RNA, 975 nt
Organism: Plasmodium vinckei vinckei
Lineage: Eukaryota; Apicomplexa; Aconoidasida; Haemosporida; Plasmodiidae
Product: conserved Plasmodium protein, unknown function
Exons: 3
Coding region: 1-975 (324 amino acids)
Source: RefSeq, a predicted model, not a curated record
AUGGGAGCAAAUCUGUGUGUCCUCCAUAGAAAGAAAUAUGAUGAAAACUAUAGUGCGCAUAUUCCCAAAACCCCAAACAAGAAAGCGUAUGGUGAACAGCCAAAACCAGGAAUAAAGAAAUUAAAUGAAGAAAACCCCACUAAUACUGACGAAUUAAAAAAAAAUCAGGAAAAAGAAAUAAAUGAUAAACAAAAUUUAAAAAAUAGUAAAGUUAUAAAUGAUAAAAAUUCGAUGAUUGCCAGUAUUAACACAUCAUCAACAUCAUCAGAGUCAGCAAUGUCAACAGAAUCACCAGGAUCAUCAGUUAAUGUGUUAAUAAGUAAUGAAAUUAAAAAUAAUGUGCGUAAAAUAAAUUCAAUAAAUGUUAUAGACAACAAUGUAAAUGGAAUAAAAAAUUCUAAUAGAAGGUCUCGAAGUAUUCCUAACAUUAUAGUCAAUAAUAAAAUAGAUCGACCUGAGAAUACAUCGUUCUUUGGUAUGUUGCGUGCAAAUACUAACUCGAGUGAUAUAUUAGAGCAUGCAUUUGAAGAAAAUUUGGAUACACUAAAAAAAGGAAAAGAGGAGUCACAAGAUAAUAUUUUUGAUAAGUUGUUUUCAGAAAUUUAUGGCAUCCAUUCUGAUGAUAAUAUUGUUGCAUUGGAUGAGUCGAUAGCAAAGGGUGGAAGAAUUAUAUCUACUGAACGGGGCGAAGACUCCAACCAAGCCAAUGAUAAGGAAAAAGGCUUAAAUAAUGAUGAAAAAAAUAGUGAAAUAGAAAAAAAAAAAAAAAUAACUGAGAAAAUUGCAAAAAUCAUGGAACAUUUAAAAGCUGAGAUAAAUCCCAAAUCCAUGAACAAUGCAAAAACCCAAAUCAAUGCAAAUGUGUCAAAAUCUUUAGAUAGAUCAGUAUUUAUAAAUUAUAAAAAAGAAAAGAUGCCACCAAUACGAUCAAAUUCUAGUUAUUUCAACAACAGUGGGGUGAUAAUAUAUCAUUAA